GACAUAAUUACAAAUGUAGCAAAAUUGAUGAGUUUCAAAUUCUGUGUUUCAAAUUUUCAAAUUUUGUAUUGUGAAAUAGCCAACUAUGGAAAAUCCAAGUGAAGCAGAUAAGAAAACGGAAGACGAAAAACUAGAAGAAAAAUUUCAUCCAUUUAUUCAACGCGAUCGAAAAUGGCCGGAUCCCGUAAAGAUUCAAAAGAAAAGGGAUAGAAUUGUGAUUAAUAAAAAACCGUUAGAAGUCAUUCCAGAAAAGCAUAGUAUCGUUAGUGCUAAAAUUAUUCCGUCGGUGGGGACUCGCUUAGAUCUUCAAUAUGUUACCCAGCCAUUAUAUGAAGAAGGACAACCGAGACCAAAGUACGUUGUUCGAAAAACAAAAAAGCAGAAAGAGUAUAUGGAGAAACACCGAGCGUACACUUACAAAAAGUUUUGUAAAUAUGAAACCGUUAAGAUAGCCGAACCCAUUCCUUCGAGAAAGCUUGCCAAACAAUUUAAUAUUCCGUCACCCGAAGUGUCUCAAGCAAAAGUCACCCCAAGGCGGGUUACACCGACAUCAAGUUGGUUGUACCCCGAUCCACAAACAAGUGAAGAACUUCGAUUAAAGAGUCCGAAGAGUGGAAUUUUUAUUAAUGAAUCCGAGGAUCAAGAAGAACGAGAACUCGCCUUUUACGACAGUUUCGAUUUAGUGUAUAGAAGACUACCUAGGCCAGAUAUCCCAGGUGAGAGAAAACGCGAGAAGAAAGAAAAAAAGAAAGUUUCCAAGAAAGGGGGAAAAAAGAGGAAAAUGCAGAAACCAAAAGAAAAAAAAGGAUUGGCGCCUGAAACAGAAUAUAUGGAUGAUGUAGAGAAAGAAAUGGAAAGGGAUUUAAAAUAUGGAAAUUUUGGGGAAGGAGAUGCAGGUCCAGUGGAUUAUUUAACAAAGCAAUUUCGUCGCAAAGUAUCCGUGAUGUCUCAGUCUACUUCGUACCAAACAAAGGACUACUUUUCAGAAACAGAGUUACUCACAGAACCGUUUACCGCUCACAAGUACGCACAAAAAUUUAGAAGAGAAUCGGAGAUCAAACGGUACGAACCGAAGAGGAGGAAAUUUAGACGAGGAACAUUGGAAAGUCAUUCGUUUACAAAUAUUUACCAACCUGUACUCAAAGAUUUUUAUUUUGGAUCAAGGCAGGGAACUAUGCAUCAAGGAGACGAGCAUUUGCCAGAAAAUGCUCGUAACAUGCAGGGACUUUGCAUUCCCGUCGCUGCCUAUUGUUUCUCGUUUUUAAAGCAUCCAAACAAGUGGACAGCAGAAAUGAUUGACGAAAUCUUGGAUGUUGGCAGUACGUUAUAUUUAUCGAGCUUGAGCCAGCUUCACUAUCACAAAUUUGGAAAGGAAUUAAAGCCGGAAGAUUUGGCAAAAUAUUGUUUAAUUAGAGAAAAAAAGGUAAAGUUUACUGUUGAAGAUCCCGAAGUAUCUGGCUUAAUAAAAUCUUCAGACAAGACCGUCUUUAAUUUGACGAAAGCUCUCAAUGUGUUCUUUGCUCGACAAAAGGCUGGAAUUCUCCAAACCCAGGAUACAAAUCUCAUUAUCUGGAAAGAUAAAUACUUUUAUUUUUUCGAUGGCAAACCUAGAACUAAAGAUUUGCACUAUUCCCCAAAUGGUACAGCUCUAAUGGCAACGCUCUAUGAUAUAUCUGCUAUAGUAACUAUUCUCUUGCAAAGGUCCGGUUUGCAAAAUUGGCCCUUCGUGAUUUACCCCAUUAAGGUUUACAAGAUUCUUGGAAAAGAUGACGAGGAUGAUGAAGACAAACACCUUGGAAUGGAGGCUCGUAGCAACUACAACAUAUUGAACGAAAGUAAGGCCGUUCUUUUGGGAUCGUACGAUUUAGGAGAUAAGUGUUUUGGUUUCACUAGAAACAAACAGAGUCUACCUAUGGCAGUGGUUUGUCUGGUUUAUUCGAGGAUUACACCUCCUAGUGCCUGGCAUAAGCAAACCGUGGAAAAAAUAAUGACAAUUGGUAACCAGCUAUACGUUGAAUGCAUGCAGUGCGAAUCCAUAAAGGAAAUGGCGUUAAAUGUAAUCCCGGCAUUUUUUACAGUUGGACCUUAUAUUGUUGAAAUCUAUAUCUAUACAAACCGAUUAGUCGAUGUGAUGUAUGAGAAAUGCAAUUGCCAGCUGAAAUGCUCCUUCGAAGAAUUUUUUCAAACUAAUACUAAUGCCUUGCUGCAAAUUGGUCCUGCAUUUUUGGCGGUUUGGAGGCAGCGAAAUAUGUUCUUCUGCUUCGAUCCAUAUUCCAGAGGAAUGGAAGGAUAUUCAUGUAGAGAUGGAUAUGCUUGCGUGUCGAUGCAUGCUAAUUUAGAAUCAUUGGUAGAUGUAAUUACCCAUAAUUUUGAAAAUAAGGAUUCAGUAUUUAAUCUACAUGCUUUAAAAGUCUGCAAAAUACACAGAGAUCCGGUACAAUCUGAACGAUUUCCAAAACAUAUCCCUCUAGACGAAUUUCCUGCUGAUGAGUUCAAAAUUUUCAAAAUGAGGAAAAGUAGAAAACCGGCUACAGAAAAACCUGUUACUGUUGACUAUUCUGCCUUGGCGAUGAGGAGCCUGUUGAUGGGAGAAACGCCAGAUCCUUCUGUUUUUGAAAUAGGUUCUACUGUGGAAAGUUUAGGUUUGGAACAGAUUCCACCGUUAUUGCAUCCUGGCAAAACUCUUCCGUACCAUUUAUUACAGAAUAAGCCUAAUAUAUCAAGAGAUGUUAUAGCUGAUUUAGAUUCACCUAGUUUGUCAGAUACACAGAUUGUACCACCCAGACCGUCACAAGGAAAAGAGGCCGCGACAGUACCUUUUAUGGAUUUGGAUUCAUUUGAACUGACUCAAGAAGAAAUCGAGCUAGAAGAGAUGGCAAUAGAAGGAUCACCAGAUAAAUAUGAAGGAAUGGAAGAAUUCGAAAAGGAAUACGAACUAGAAGGUGACAUGGAACAAGAAAUGGAAGACCAGGGAGGUGAAGAUUUUUAUUAUACAGAGGACAGAGAUGCACAAGUUAGAACAGAAUCAUUAUUACCAGUUGUAACGUCUGGAGAAAUGAAUACAGAGCUAACAUUCUUCUCAAUAAAGAAAGAAGUUUUGUACCCCACUCUUUUAAGAGGAAAGCAGCGAAUGAAAACUAGACCCUUUAAAAGCGAAAACAAGUGGGAAGAUCUAUUCGUACCUCUAGUACCAGAUGUGACCAAAUCUGAAGAACUGCGCAAGGAAACCAACUUUGUCAAUUUACCCGACGACACUCAAAUUAUCAGAGGAACUAAGAACAUCGCAGAUUUUGGGGAAGAAACAGAGUUUAUGGCUCCGUUUAUUUGCGUCAUGGCGGAUGUGGUAGCUAAAAAGUAUUCAAUCUUAUCCUGGAACUCCGAUAUAGUGGAUUAUGUUCUCAAAUGCGGGACAGAGCUUUAUAAAGCUUCUAAAUUCAGAUACGAUCAAGUAUCAAAAUUAGAAAUCCCCCAAAUAUCUCUUGGAAAAAUGAAGUACGCUUGUCUAGUGGAAUACGUAUUCGAUUCUUACACCAGAGAAAAUAUAUUAGAAUUGGCAAUUGGUAAAAUUUUAUUUGUUAGAUCUGACAUGGGCGUUCUUGUUACACCUACCUACGCGUGUGCAUUGAUCUAUAAGAAUCACUUGUAUUAUAUGUACGACGGUUUUGGAAAUAACGAGGUUGGCUUAAGCGAAGGUUUAUCUGAUGACGGCACCGCUUGUUUUUCUAGAUUUAAGGAUAUACAUGCUCUUGUAACUAGAAUAAUGUAUAAUAAACGGAAGCGAGAGAGUCUCGAAGAAGUUGUGUAUACCAGAUUUGUCUUAAGUUUAGUGAAAGUAAAGAGACUUCAUCCGUCAGAGGAAAGAUUGGCUAAAGAUAAAGAAGAACCUCAGAGACAAAUCUCAAGACAAAUCUCAAAACAAAUCUCAAGAAAAUCUCUGAAACAAAAGUCAAAAACAAAUAAAAGUGAUUGGUGGGGGCCCGUCAAAUCGGAGGAGGAACAGAUUGCAGCUCAAAGUGGCGAGGAUGAAAUACACGGUAAUCUGCACGGUGAAAAAUCUCAAGCUUCAGAUGAAGAUGAUGAUAAACCUGAUGCUGAAAAUAAAGUUGGAUAUCGAUAUGAAAAUGGCUAUUACGUUAUAAAAGGCACUAGAGCAAUGGAAUCGUCUGGAGAUGAUGCAAAUGAUGAGGCUGCGCGUGCUGGAACAGCUGAGCUUACGGAAGAUCAUUUUUGCUGCAUUUGUGCCUGCUUAAUGUUACUCUCGUGCCCAGUCGAAAAAUGGGACACCAAAAAAAUUGACGAAGUUUUGGAUCAUGGAGCUCAUAUUUAUUCUCACGCAGAUGACCUGGAAAUGUCCGACAAACGCACCAUUAAGAAUAUACUGAUACAGAAAAACUUUUUCGAUAUCAUUGUAAAAAAAGUUAAAAUAGAAAAUUGGAAGGAUAACAAGAAUUUAAGUACUGGCAUCGAUACCUUAUUGCGAAAGAAAAUGGCCUACUUUUUAAUACAGUUUCCCGACAAAUGCUACGUAGUGCAUAAAUCUGCAACAGACGAAACAUUUCACAUUUUCUUCCCAUGCAACCUUCCAAAGAAAAGUAGCAAAGAUGAAAAAAAUGCAGAGGGUAGCAGUGAGAAUGUUGCUGGAUGGUUAAAAUGUAAAACUCUGAAGCAAGCUAAGAAGCGACUAAAAGAAAUAACGAAGAAAGGAUCAGGAAGUUAUGAUUUCUAUACCUUCCAAGUGACAUCGAUUAGAAAAGCACCGAAAGAUAUGUUAAUUAACUAUAGAUUAAAUCAACAUGAAAUGGCGAAGCGAAGAAAGUCUGAGAAGUUUGGCAAACCAUUCUACGAAGAUGCCAAAUGGCUUCUAGCAGAUCCUAUUCCUUGGUCUAGAGCAGUGAAUAAAUCACCUGCAGGUCAUGAGAGAGGAACUAUUAGUAAUUUGUGGCACAAUUGGGAUAUCGAAUACGACAAAGAUCUGUAUUCUUUGGUUGGAACUAUUAAUCAGGAAUCGGAGAGUUUUCCGGAAGAGUCCCGUGGAAAACAGACGCUCUGCAGUUUGGUUAUUUGUGUUGGUAUGUUGUACAUAUACGAUUUCACAGAAUGGAAUACCGCGGUUGUGGAUUCGAUUAUAACAAAUGCUGACGCCUAUUUUCAAGAAUGUGUGGCUGAUAUUAAAAAUAAAGAUUAUGAGUUAUCUUUUGACGAUCUGAACGAAGACUAUAAAAUAUUCCCGUUCGCCUUCAAAGUAGCUUUCAGGCCAGUAGUAGAAGGAACAAUGUUCUUGGUCAGAAAUACGCAGUUCAAUUUAUAUAAAGCACUGAGAUUGUUCUUCGAUCAUUAUGACAGAAGAGCGGGAGUGAUUUACUGUACUAAAUCUGAGACAAAUAAAAAGCAAAUUGCGUUUGGCAAGACCCAGAGACACGAAUAUUUCAUGUUUGAAGCUGACCCGCGAGGUGGCACUAUGUUCUUGGAAGGAACGGAGAAGGCUUACAUAUUAAGAGCGACCAGCCUCAACCGACUGCUUCAUGUACUAACUCUAACUUUGAGAGGGGGAGAUUUCUAUAUUUAUGAAGUGGACAUUACUGAGAUGAAUUCAAUUCCAAUGGAAGACGACGCAUAGACCCUAUUGAAAUAAAUGCAAUUUAAAAUUUCUGUAUGUAAAUAUUUCAAUACAGUUUAUCUUUUUUAGA
Molecule: messenger RNA, 5687 nt
Organism: Sitophilus oryzae (rice weevil)
Lineage: Eukaryota; Metazoa; Arthropoda; Insecta; Coleoptera; Curculionidae
Exons: 30
Coding region: 86-5617 (1843 amino acids)
Source: RefSeq, a predicted model, not a curated record